UUAGAAGAGGAGGCUUCCCGGAGCCAAUGUUUCAGCGAAUGCAUGGCUGCUUUUCUUCUAAAGGUUUCACUUCUUGCCUCACACGGUAAAAGAGACAAAAUAGCGAAUCAGAUAGUUCAGAUACAACUUGGUUCAGAGACGUGUCACCUAUAUGUAAUACAACUCUUGGUGGAUUGAAGCAGCAGCACGAGAAUUGGAGAUCAUUUUCAUCUUUGAGAACGGAGGCGUGAGAGCCGGGAUGAAUGGUCACAUGUCUAACCACCCCAGUGGCUAUGGAAUCUACCCUUCUCAAAUGAAUGGUUACGGAUCUUCACCACCCUAUUCCCAGAUGGACAGAGAACAUAGUUCAAAAACAAGCGCAAAGGCCCUUUAUGAACAAAGGAAGAACUAUGCCCGAGACAGCGUCAGCAGUGUGUCAGAUGUAUCCCAGUACCGAGUGGAACACCUGACCACCUUUGUGCUGGAUCGGAAAGAUGCUAUGAUAACUGUUGAUGACGGAAUAAGAAAGCUGAAGUUGCUUGAUGCCAAGGGCAAAGUAUGGACUCAGGAUAUGAUCCUCCAAGUGGAUGACCGAGCUGUGAGCCUGAUUGAUUUAGAAUCGAAGAAUGAACUGGAGAAUUUUCCUUUAAAUACAAUCCAGCAUUGCCAAGCUGUGGUGCAUGCAUGCAGCUAUGAUUCCAUUCUUGCCUUGGUGUGCAAAGAACCAACGCAGAACAAGCCUGACCUCCACCUUUUCCAGUGUGAUGAGGUUAAGGCAAACCUAAUUAGUGAGGAUAUCGAAAGUGCAAUCAGCGACAGUAAAGGUGGGAAACAGAAGAGGCGGCCUGAGGCCCUGAGGAUGAUUGCCAAAGCAGACCCCGGUAUCCCGCCUCCUCCCAGAGCCCCCGCCCCUGUGCCACCGGGGACUGUCACCCAGGUGGACGUCAGAAGCCGAGUGGCAGCCUGGUCUGCCUGGGCAGCUGACCAGGGUGACUUUGAGAAGCCCCGGCAGUACCAUGAGCAAGAAGAGACGCCUGAGAUGAUGGCAGCCCGGAUCGACAGAGAUGUGCAAAUCUUAAACCAUAUUUUGGAUGACAUUGAGUUUUUUAUCACAAAACUCCAAAAAGCAGCUGAAGCAUUUUCUGAGCUUUCUAAAAGGAAGAAAAGCAAGAAAAGUAAAAGGAAAGGACCUGGAGAGGGUGUUUUAACACUGAGGGCAAAGCCACCUCCUCCUGAUGAAUUUGUUGACUGUUUCCAGAAGUUUAAACACGGAUUCAACCUUCUGGCCAAGCUCAAAUCUCACAUCCAGAACCCGAGUGCUUCAGACCUGGUACAUUUCUUGUUUACUCCACUGAACAUGGUGGUCCAGGCAACAGGUGGUCCUGAACUGGCCAGUUCGGUACUCAGCCCCCUGUUGACUAAAGAUACAGUUGAUUUCCUAAAUUACACGGUCACCUCGGAAGAGCGGCAGCUGUGGAUGUCGCUGGGUGAGACUUGGAUAAAAGUCAGGGCAGAAUGGCCGAAAGAACAGUUCAUCCCACCUUACGUUCCGAGGUUCCGCAACGGCUGGGAGCCCCCAAUGCUGAACUUCAUGGGCGCGCCCACAGAGCCAGACAUGUAUCAGCUGGCUGAGUCCGUGGCCAACGUGGCAGAGCACCAGCGCAAACAGGAUAGCAAGAGACUGUCCACAGAGCAUUCCAGUGCUUCCGAUUAUCCUCCAGCUGAUGGGUAUGCAUUCAACAAUAGCAUGUACAGCAGAGGGCCACAUCUGGACCAAGGGGAGGCCGCCAUGGCUUUCAAGUCAACGCCCAACCGCCAUGUAGAUAGAAAUUAUGACUCGGUCAAAACACAACCCAAGAAAUACGCCAAAUCCAAGUAUGACUUUGUGGCGAGGAACAGCAGCGAACUCUCAGUUCUGAAGGAUGAUGUUUUAGAGAUACUUGAUGACAGAAAACAAUGGUGGAAAGUUCGGAAUGCCAGUGGAGACUCUGGGUUUGUGCCAAAUAACAUUCUGGAUAUCGUGAGACCCCCAGAAUCUGGAGUGGGGCGUGCUGACCCCCCAUACACACAUACCAUACAGAAACAAAGGAUGGAGUAUGGUUCCAGACCGGCUGAUGCCCCUUCUGCCCCAUCCCCCCCUCCAGCACCAGCACCUGUACCCGUCCCCCUUCCGCCUUCUGUACCAGCACCCGUUCCGCUGCCCAAGGUUCCCGCAAACGUCACCCGUCAGAACAGCAGCUCCAGCGACAGCGGGGGCAGCAUCGUGCGAGACAGCCAGAGAUACAAACAACUCCCCGUGGACCGAAGGAAGUCUCAGAUGGAGGAGGUGCAGGACGAGCUAUUCCAGAGGCUGACCAUCGGGCGCAGUGCCGCCCAGAGGAAGUUCCAUGUGCCACGGCAGAAUGUCCCAGUGAUCAACAUCACUUACGACUCCACGCCGGAAGAAGUAAAGACCUGGCUGCAGUCGAAAGGAUUCAAUCCCGUGACUGUCAACAGCCUGGGGGUGUUGAACGGAGCACAACUCUUUUCUCUCAAUAAAGAUGAACUGAGGUCUGUCUGCCCCGAAGGCGCCAGAGUCUUUAGCCAAAUCACUGUUCAGAAAGCUGCUUUGGAGGACAGUAAUGGAAGCUCCGAGUUACAAGAGAUCAUGAGGAGACGGCAGGAGAAGAUCAGCGCUGCUGCCAGUGACUCUGGAGUGGAGUCUUUUGAUGAAGGAAGCAGCCACUGAUUGGUUCCUUGAACUCCGCCGUUAUUCUUGGCAUGGUUGGACAUGCUUUGUUUAAGAAGCCUUGAAGGGAAUGUCAAAUCUGUUGUCUUGAUACAUGUAGCUUAUCGCCAUAAAAGAAAAGAGUGUAUACCUGAGUGAGCAGAGGACGUGCUGCUUCUGUGCAUAUUCCUUUGAUUAAGAACUAAGAUGCGGGGCAGGUCAGGUGGCUCAGCAAGCAGAGGCACCUGCUGCCAAGCCCAUGAGCCUGAGUUUGAGUCUCUGGACCUGCGUGGCAGAAGGAGAGAGCUGGCUUCUGCAAGUUGUCCUCUGACCACCAGCCAUAAAUAACAGGUGUAAUUCAGAAAAAUGUAAAGGAAACUUAAGUAAGGAAAACCAGAAGUUUUAGACCGUUUUCACCUUGGGAAAUCUUUUUUUGCACUCUCCUAAGGCACGCUUCCCUUUGCUCCAUUAAUUAUCUCAGCCCUGCUGGAUGAUCUAGACAGGGAUGUUUUACAAUGGCAGACCUCCCCGUUGCAACAAGGAAAAGCUACAGCCGUUGAUGAACACGUCCGCCUGCUCAGCUUUUAGUGACUGACACGCCAGUGUUCAGGGAGGAGGCUCAGGUAGACUACCAUCGGCUUAGUCUAGGUCUCUCCGUCGACACACCCAAUGACAGCAUACUUAGGUUAUGUUUUCGUUUUUUAAGUUCGUAAUGCCAACAGUUUUGAAAAUCACCUUUGAAUGAACUGUACAAUGUGGCCAGACCCUGACCGUGCAAACAGAAGACUAUAUAGUACGUUCCCAAGAUGUUUUGUUCCUCAGAGCUCUGCCGAUUGCAAAAUCUUGCAUAGAUUCUACUUUGAUUUAGUUUAUAUUCUGCUUAUUCUGUAAACUGUAAUUAAACAUGAGAAAGCACAAGUUGGGGAGUAAGUCACGUGCACUCACAAUCAAUCAAAGUAGCCCACCUCGGUGUUUAUUACAGUAUUUUGCUGAGUGAAGGCCUCAGUUAUAAAUAUUGAUGUAAGUAGAGAAAGGAUAUUGGGCCAUUUUAUGUGUUUUAUCUGUGUAACAAGGGAAACCUAAUUUACAUGUACUUUAACCCCAUGAAAGAAUCUAAAUAGAGAGAAGGAUAGCUAACCUUCAACAAAUGUUAUUUUUGGAAACACAGUCUUUGUCAUUAAAUGUAAUAUUAUUUCACAUAUAUAAAGAAGAUGUUAUGUAAGAAUGUUGUAUAUUUUAACAUAAAUCCAUUUAGAGAGAUUAUCUAGAUUCAUUAAUUUUUCAUAGUGCCUUUUUCACAUGAGUCAGCUGCAAAGAGUCUGCAAUAAACAGUAUUUGCUGUAUAUUAAUAAAUAGCUUCUAUCUCAUCGGCACAAAGGAUGUUUGCUUUGUAGACCCGGCACUUGGAUUGAACAGAAUGAGAGAGGAGGUCCGUGUAAACAGAAAGAAGGCUCCAGUGUCUGUGCAGACAGCAGCCUGGGGUGCUCUCACGUGCUCCACCGCGCUCUGCCUCCCUUGUUUUAACAUCUCUGCCUUCCACCAUCAAGUCAUAGUUGCCAACAAGAGUGAAAACUCACACACACUGCAUUUGUAACUGAUAACUGCUCCAAGGGAAUCUGUGUCUAGACAGCUGCAGUAACUGUGAGCAGCUUCUAAGGGAGCAAGCUUCCAAAGACGAUGAAGGGCAUGGCGGCCUUCAUCUUCAUCUCUGUCUGCCCAUCAUUCCCUCAUCACUCCGAGGAGAUGUGAGGUGAUGAAGGAGAGUCAGUUUAGAUCUCUUACACCCCUGCUUUUAGUGAAAAAAAAAAAGUCUCUGAAAUACAAACUAAAACGUAUUUAGAUGCCAUGGUUGGAAAGUAGCAUGUCCAACAGAGAAAGAAUUGACAGGAUUUGUAUCUCUGUGUUAUGAUACAAAGGGAAUGUAUAAGAGAUGCAGUAAUUGCGGACCCAAUGAACUUCAGAACAUAGGACACUAAAGAGUGGUGAUAUUUAGAAGGCUGAGACAAUCCUGUCAGUGCUUAUGUCCAGACACCUGAGGAGUCUGGUCUGUGAAAAGUUUGAGGAGACAGCCCGCAGAGCUGGCAGGUGAAGUUUUGAGAAAGCAGCGUAGUCUUGGUGAUGAUCUGGUUUCAAAAGGAUGAAUUCACGAGUCAGAAGAGAGGUUCAGACUAUCCAUGGGGUAGCAGAGCACACCUCGGGAGAGCAAGCCAUGCUUGCUCAUGAACUGCUUGACCCCUCAGAGGCUGCUUCCAGGAGUUCAGGGAAAGGAUAGUAGGCACUUGCACCUACCACCACCACCGUCGCCGCUGCUGCUGCUGCUGACGCUGACACUGAGGUGCCACUCGCAGACUGGAGACCCAAUGUCAGGGUGACGGUGAUGACAAUGGGAAGUAGCAAGCUGAGAUCAUUGCUGUCUCCCCAUCUGUGAAUCUGCUGUGUCGUUGGAGAGAAGCUGUCCAACUAGCACGUGGUAAAGCUCCAGAUCACAACACGGAGAACAAAGCAGUAGACUGAAGAGCUGUCCAGUGCCUGCUUCUGCCCACUUACACUCUUGGCUUUCUUUUCUGUAUGUGUUUUAAAACUAUAAAAUUUGUAAAAUUAUAAAAA
This is a messenger RNA of Meriones unguiculatus (Mongolian gerbil), 5293 nucleotides long. It is a transcript of the gene Eps8, whose product is annotated as epidermal growth factor receptor pathway substrate 8. The transcript is spliced from 22 exons. Gene Ontology annotation, cellular component: ruffle membrane; plasma membrane; vesicle. The record is from RefSeq and is a predicted model, not a curated record. Lineage: Eukaryota; Metazoa; Chordata; Mammalia; Rodentia; Muridae. Gene Ontology annotation, biological process: positive regulation of ruffle assembly; regulation of Rho protein signal transduction; Rho protein signal transduction. The coding region runs from base 239 to 2707 and encodes 822 amino acids. Gene Ontology annotation, molecular function: actin binding.